UUAGGGUAGGUAGUCCACGCACGCGCCUUGUGCGCAACAAGCGAACACGCGGAACACGCGUGUCAUGCAAUCGCCGCUGUGUUGGCAGUAGUACGAACACAAUUACCAAUCCCGAAAUGAAUUUCCAGCGGGAAUAAUGAUUAUGCCAAUCGUAAAUUGGAUGGAGCGGUGUUUGCUGAACUGAAGUCUUAUCGGAAACACCGAACAAAGAAAAGAUGUCCAACAUAACCUUUCGGUUGAGUAAAACCACCGCGAGUAGGACCGCGGGUUGGUUCAACGCAAGGAUUAUGUCAAUUCAUGGUUCAGCAACACUUGCGGAAAAAAGCGAAAUACAAUCUGAUUCUCUCGAUGAAAACGACGUUCUCAUAGAAAAUAUCAAGGACAGCGGUAUUGUAACUCUAAACCGCCCAAAGGUUUUGAAUGCCCUGAACUUGUCGAUGGUGCGUAAAAUAUAUCCAGCUCUAAAAAAAUGGGAAGCAUCAAAAAACUUAGUAAUUAUGAAAGCAACUGGUGAGAAGGCUUUCUGUGCUGGUGGCGACGUUAAAACACUCGCCUUGGCUUUAAAUAACUCUGGUGGUAAGAAAGUCGGACAAGAAUUCUUUCGUGCAGAGUACACAUUGAACCACCUUAUUGGGACUUACAAACGACCAUACAUAGCUUUAAUAAAUGGUAUAACCAUGGGAGGUGGCGUUGGCUUGUCUGUUCAUGGCAAGUACAGAAUAGCUACCGAAAACACGCUGUUUGCCAUGCCCGAAACCGCCAUAGGUUUGGUACCAGAUGUGGGUGGUACAUUCUUCCUUCCCAGAUUGAGCGGAAAGCUGGGAUGUUACUUGGGCCUAACUGGCCAUCGUCUCAAAGGUACUGACGUUCUUGCAGCAGGCAUAGCGACUCACUACGUUCCAUCUGAAAGACUUGGAGAUUUAACAAACGAAUUACUAGAAUCAAAUGGCAACAAUAUUAGUGAGAUCAUAACAAAGUAUCAACCAGACAAUUUCAAUCCUGAAUUUAGUUUGCAGCCAUAUUUAAAACAAAUAGAUAAAUGUUUCUCUGCUCCAAAUGUUCAAGAAAUAAUAAAAAGGCUUGAGUCAGAUGGAUCAGAUUGGGCAGUCAAUUCAAUUAAGUUAUUGCAACAAAUGUCUCCCACGUCUCUUACAGUCACACUUCAAGCAAUAGAGAAAGGAUCUCAACUGUCACUGAAAGAAUGCUUGCAGAUGGAGUUUAGGCUAGUAUCCGCAGCUCUAUCGAAGGAUGGUGACUAUUACGAAGGCGUUAGAGCUCUUUUAGUCGAUAAAGACAAAAAACCAAUGUGGAAACCAGCUCAGUUGAGUGAAAUUUCACAGAAAGCAAUAGAUGCAAGAUUUGCAAAACUACCUGACGAAGAGGAAUUGCAACUUUGAUAAUGUGCUGUUGUGGAAAGUGUAUUGAUACAUUCAUCAUAAAACAUGGCUCUAAAAGAUUGUCGUUUUCAUAAUUUUAUAAGUCGUCAAACGCUGGGUAAAGAACUUUGGUC
Messenger RNA from Diprion similis, 1510 nucleotides. It is a transcript of the gene Hibch, whose product is annotated as 3-hydroxyisobutyryl-CoA hydrolase, mitochondrial. Gene Ontology annotation, biological process: L-valine catabolic process. Gene Ontology annotation, cellular component: mitochondrion. Lineage: Eukaryota; Metazoa; Arthropoda; Insecta; Hymenoptera; Diprionidae. Gene Ontology annotation, molecular function: 3-hydroxyisobutyryl-CoA hydrolase activity. The transcript has 8 exons. The record is from RefSeq and is a predicted model, not a curated record. The coding region runs from base 216 to 1397 and encodes 393 amino acids.